Molecule: messenger RNA, 712 nt
Organism: Mizuhopecten yessoensis (Yesso scallop)
Lineage: Eukaryota; Metazoa; Mollusca; Bivalvia; Pectinida; Pectinidae
Product: 60S ribosomal protein L13a-like
Exons: 7
Coding region: 62-673 (203 amino acids)
Biological process (GO): translation; negative regulation of translation
Cellular component (GO): ribosome; cytosolic large ribosomal subunit
Molecular function (GO): structural constituent of ribosome; mRNA binding
Source: RefSeq, a predicted model, not a curated record
GUCACUUCCUGUCCUCCCUGUAAACCCACGUGGAGACCCCUAUCUACUUCCUUUUUCCACCAUGGGUUUACAGAACAAGCCCAUCGUCAUUGAUGCCAGGGGCCAUUUAUUAGGCCGACUGGCAGCCCUUGUUGCAAAGACCAUUUUACAAGGACAAAGAGUUGUUGUUUUGAGAUGUGAAGGUAUCAAUAUCUCUGGAAACUUCUACAGGAACAAGCUGAAGGUAUUGAAGUACCUGAAGCUGAGGUGCAAUGUCAAGCCAACGAGAGGACCUUUCCAUUUCAGGGCACCAAGUAAAAUGUUUUACAAGGCAGUGAAAGGUAUGUUACCACACAAACUUGCAAGAGGAAAGGAAGCCCUAAGCAGACUGAAGGUGUUUGAGGGUGUUCCUGCCCCCUAUGACAAACAGAAGAGGAUGGUUGUUCCCUCCGCUUUGAAAGUCCUAAGGAUCCACCCAGGCAGAAAGUUUUGUGACUUAAACCGUCUAGCCCAUGAAGUUGGAUGGAAGUACCAGACGGUGAUUGCAACCCUUGAGGCUAGGAGGAAGGUCAAAUCUAAGCAUUUCUACCAAAAGAAGAAAGAAGCUGCAGUGUUGAGAGCCAAGGCCACGAAGAAUGUGGCAUCCAAAAUUGCACCAUACCAGAAAGUGAUUGAGGCCUACGGUUUCAGUUAAACUGUGUAUUAUAGAGUAAAUAAAGCCUGUGGACAGUGA